Trypanosoma brucei brucei TREU927 is the source of this 822-nucleotide messenger RNA. RefSeq lists its product as hypothetical. The record is from RefSeq and is a predicted model, not a curated record. Bases 1 to 822 code for a protein of 273 amino acids. Lineage: Eukaryota; Euglenozoa; Kinetoplastea; Trypanosomatida; Trypanosomatidae. The transcript has a single exon.
AUGUGGCGGCGGACGCCAACUCUCGCUUCCUGUUUGUCGGCGGCGCAGGCGCUCGUGCCCUCGACGUGGCGGUCCGCCCCUUCCGGGUGGUUUCUCGUCCCACAGUCCAACACAACUGAGGGUGAUGAGCUUUGCGUGGCCAAACUCUUUCUGUUCCUCAACCAUGCCGCACAAUACAUGUUUCUCGGUAAAGUUAUGGCGCUUGCCGAAGAAAUCCAAUGUGUUCCCCGCCUCGAGUGGUUCUAUGCGGAGCUGUACUUUACCCUCCCUCCAACCCCAGCUGCCGAGCGGUUGGCAUGUUACAUGAACGAUCAAGAACGCCUUCGCUGCGGCUUGCGGAACCAGUCGCGUGGGACGAGUGCCUCAGGCCUUCUGUGGAGCAAAGAGCUUAACAAGCGUGUGGAAGAGCGUGCGACUGAGGACUUUUGCUGGCUUCUUACGGAUGACCAACGGAAGACGGAGAAAUUCCUUCAGGAGACGUACAUCCAGUGGCACCACCGUGCGGACUAUUUGGUAACGCGAAAAAGUCGCGAAAAAAGGGAAUUCCGGCAAGAUUUGACACUCCAUCAGGUCAUUCAAGAGGGACAAGAACGGAAAAGAAGGAUGCAACGGCGGCGCUCGCGUGAUGAGAGUCGCGAGGUGAACAUCGCAGCAGGAAAGGAAAGUGAAUGGGACAACUUCACUCAUGACGUCCUGCCGCGGGACCUUCGAGAAGCAUUGGAUCGUGAGAGUGAUGGGAUGGAGGAUGUACGCAUUUCCCGCGCAGGAACUGCCACAGGGGGUUGGAACCGUGGUUACCGCACCCACCCCAACUUCCGCUAA